Leishmania braziliensis MHOM/BR/75/M2904 is the source of this 1815-nucleotide messenger RNA. RefSeq lists its product as hypothetical. Gene Ontology annotation, biological process: RNA processing. The transcript has a single exon. Gene Ontology annotation, molecular function: RNA methyltransferase activity. NCBI's taxonomy places the organism in Eukaryota, Euglenozoa, Kinetoplastea, Trypanosomatida, Trypanosomatidae. The coding region runs from base 1 to 1815 and encodes 604 amino acids. The record is from RefSeq and is a predicted model, not a curated record.
AUGCCUAUUUCACCACCUCCUCCGAGCACCGAGACGCACGAUGCCGUACAGUUGCACGAGCACAGCAAUGCCAAUCUUCUUAAGAUGGACACCCAUGACAAGUACUCCACCGUAGGCGCCAUCAAGAAACUCAUUGCAAAAACUCUGCCAGCUGAGCAGCGCGAGAUACAAGAGCAGCCGCUGCUCAAGGGACUUCUCCGCAUCAACAAGAACCCCAAGAAUCCAUACCUUUUCAUGGCCUUCGAGACCCCUGAGGACCGCGCGGUCGCUUCCACUCUGCUGCAGACUAUCUCCCACCGCGGCCGCCCUUGGAUGGAGGCGUCUGUCUCAUCACGAGACUUGGAGCUCACUCACAAGGGUGGUGUGAAGCGUCUGCGCGACGGCAACAACGGCAACGGGGGUAGUAAGCUGGCUCAGUACGAGCACCUUAGCAUGGAGGAACAACUGGACCGCAAGAAACGGCACUGCCUCAGCGUGAUGCGAGCAAUUCUGCCGUCCCACGGGUACGGCUACGCCGCCUUUCAAGAUCGCUUUCUCGGCAUCUUCACGAGCCCCCUGAGGGAGGGCUACCGCAACCACGUCAACCUGUCUUUUGGGUUUUGCGCAGACGGCACCACGUCGGCGCUGGGAUUCCAGGAAGGCUCUCUUGUGGAGGGCACAGCCGCCAUCCUCCCUGCCACGCUGCCCGGUAAGGACAUUGUGACGAUGAACACUGUCGCCAAGGUGGUGGCUGCAGCGCUGAUGAACGUGUGCGCGGAGUUCAGAAACGCCGCGAAGGGUGGCCUCGACGUUUUCGACAAGGUCAAGGCCAGUGGGUUCUGGCGCAAGCUGCAAGUGCGUCACAACGUAAAGGGCGAGGUGAUGAUGGACGUAGAGGUGGAUGCCGCCAGCACGACGGCAGAAGUGUGGGCAGCGGUGCGACGACGCCUCGUGGAAGUCUUCACAUCUGACGAGAUGCGUGUCAAGCUGGUUGUAGCGGCUGGACUGUCCACAGCAGCCGUGGUGAGUCUGCAGUGCCACACACACACGGGAAUCAGCUCCCUACCUUUCGACGUGCCGCGGGAGGUGCUGUUUGGCACACCCACCCUCACCGAAUACCUCGCCGGGCUGUGCUUCGAGCUCAGCCCAACAGCGUUCUUUCAGGUCAACACGCCAGGCAUGGAAACGAUGCUGACAAAGGUGACGGAAGUGGCUGAGUUGUCGACAGGCACAACGCUGUUGGACUUGUGCAGUGGCACUGGUACGAUUGGACUGACGCUCUCUAAGCACGUGAGGCGCGUUAUCGGAAUUGAGCUAGUGGAGUCGGCCGUUGCGAAUGCACGGCGGAACGCUCAGCAGAACGGCAUCGCCAACGCCGAGUUCCAUUGCGGACGGGUGGAGCACCUGCUCCCCUCCGUCAUCAGUGGCCUGCCUGCCGAGGACCGCGGCGACAUUGUGGUCAUCCUCGACCCGCCAAGGGCUGGAGUGAACAGUACAGUACUGAAGUGGAUUCGCGGCAUGGAGACAAUAAGGCGUGUAGUAUAUAUCUCCUGCGAGCAGAAGGCGCUGGAGCGGGACUGCCCUAGACUGACGAAGCCCAACACAAAAGCGUAUCGGGGGAACCCGUUCGAGGUCACUGCAGCCUUUGCUGUCGACCUUUUCCCACACACGCACCACGUGGAGAUGAUCGCGGUGCUUACACGUCGCCCAGAGAGUACUGGUGCUCCUUUAAGUGAAUCGGUACCAGCGCUGGUACCGGCACCGACAAGCGCUGAAAGCUCGGCUGAAGACGAGGAAGAGGCGGCCAUCGACGUGGACAAUGGCUGUGUCGAGUAG